Molecule: messenger RNA, 1107 nt
Organism: Teleopsis dalmanni
Lineage: Eukaryota; Metazoa; Arthropoda; Insecta; Diptera; Diopsidae
Product: elongation of very long chain fatty acids protein AAEL008004-like
Exons: 5
Coding region: 46-858 (270 amino acids)
Biological process (GO): sphingolipid biosynthetic process; fatty acid elongation, monounsaturated fatty acid; fatty acid elongation, polyunsaturated fatty acid
Cellular component (GO): endoplasmic reticulum membrane
Molecular function (GO): fatty acid elongase activity
Source: RefSeq, a predicted model, not a curated record
GUAUAUUAAUAUGUAAUUUUAUAUACUUAUCGCUGCUGAAAAUAGAUGGUUCAUGCCUGUUGGUGGUACUACUUCUCUAAGUUUACUGAAUUCUUGGACACAAUUUUCUUUGUUUUGAGAAAAAAGACAAGUCAAGUCACAACGCUUCAUGUAAUUCAUCAUGGUUGCAUGCCUAUGUCGGUAUGGUUUGGCGUUAAAUUCACACCAGGUGGUCAUAGUACAUUCUUUGGUCUGCUUAAUACAUUUGUACACAUUGUUAUGUACACGUACUAUAUGUUCUCGGCCAUGGGACCACAAUAUCAGAAAUAUUUGUGGUGGAAAAAGUAUUUGACCACUUUCCAAAUGGUUCAAUUUAUUUUGAUUAUGGUACACGCCUUCCAAUUGCUUUUUAUCGAUUGCAAUUAUCCAAAGGCUUUCGUCUGGUGGAUCGGUAUGCAUGCAGUUAUGUUCUUCUUCCUAUUUAAUGAAUUCUAUAAGGCAGCUUACAAGGGUCGUCGCACGGAAUACAAGAACUUCUUCAUGUUCCUCUUGCAGCGUCGUGAAAAAGGCUGUGAUAGCGAUAGCAAGCCAAUUAAAUCGAAUGGUUAUGGACCCCUGAAUGGUAUGUGCAUGAUUAUUGAUGAUCAACAAGCACAGCAAACAAGCACAGCCAAUGGUCAUGCUAAUGGACAUGCAAAUGGCAAAGUCAAUGGCUUAAAGAAUGGCUACAAACAGGCAAAUGGCAACUCUACCAAUAUGAAUGGUAGCGCAUACAAAAAUGGCAGCACGGUGGCGAAUGGACACAACACAAGCAACGGCAGCUCUAAACUACGCGGCGAAUUACCUGCAACACUAACGCAGCGAAAAAUACAAAAAUAAUAUUACGCCGCUGCUACAAAAAAAUCUAGGAAAUAAAUUUAUAUAAAAAAUUAUGCUAUAAAUUUUUCUAUUAUAAUUUUAUAUACAAUUCAAAAGAAAAACAAAGUUUUUGUAAAAGUUCAAGCAAGCAGCAAUCAUUUACAACUCAGUCUGUAUAUGUUUGCCUAAGGACAGCAAUCAGAAAAAAUAAAAACAAUAAAAAAUUUGUAUAGUUUUAUUAUUUAAAAGAACUUUUUUUUUGUUAAUAUU